AUGGAUGACAGAGAAAUUAAUCGUGAGAAACUCUAUCGCAAUGGUGUACCACAAGAUAACCCUCAAACAUAUCCUCUCGAUCCAAAUCAUACUCACUUUAUUCUUCUAGACGAUAGAUGUGGUGCAGGCGAUGAGAAAUGGAGGAAAAAACGAUAUAGUGUUCGAGCCGACCUCACUAUUCAGUUACGGACUGAAAUUGAACGAGAAGCCCGUUAUAGUUCACAUUAUAGACAAAACUACAACACACCGAUUAUUCAAAUAUUGAUUGGAGGUGGUCGUUCAUCCCUUCUAACAGUGAUUGAAGCAGUAACUCAUGAAACACCAGUCAUUGUCGUUGAAGAUGCUCAAUUAGAUAGUGCUUUAGUUCAUGCAAUACGAUACGACUCGGUACAGUUUGUUGAACUUCUCAUUGAACAAGGUGCAUCAUUUGAUCGUCUUCGACGAUUGAUCAAUCUUAAUGACUUAUACAAGAAAAAAUCUGGCCUACCAUUAUUGGAUGAAGAAAUCGUACAUACCGAUAAUAACAAACAACAAAUGUAUUAUAAACAAUAUCUGGACACGGAAGCUCUGAAAACAAUCGAAUCUCUCGAAAACACUAUUGUUGCUGCUCUUGUGGCGAGUAAAAUUUAUAAAAAAGCAGCUGAAAUGACUGAAUCCAAAGAACAAAAACGAGAAUACAUUGCAAAAAAGAAAGACUUUGAUGUACAUGCAGCACAGAUUAUUGAUAAAUGUUUUUCUCAAGAUGAAUAUCUUGCCCUCGACUUAUUGACAACACAAUCAAAAUUAUAUUUCGGCUAUACACCGAUAGAACUGGCUGAAGAAACUAAUAGCCGUACAUUUUUAGCUAGUGAAUGCGUACAAGCAUAUGCCGAUCGACUCUGGUAUGGUCAUAUUGAACAGCCUGCCCAUAGAAAAAAUAUUGUUAAUAUUUUGGUCGGUGAUGUAUAG
This is a messenger RNA of Rotaria sp. Silwood1, 948 nucleotides long. The record is from the annotation of a GenBank genome assembly. Lineage: Eukaryota; Metazoa; Rotifera; Eurotatoria; Philodinida; Philodinidae.